UAUCCUGUCCACUUUAUAGCAGUUACCUUUUCCUCCGGUUUCAUAAUCCUUUUAAUUUCCCUUUACAAAGACUCUCGAGAUCUAUAAAAGUUCACCCAGAUUCCCAUAUUCACUUCUCGAAACAGUUAAUUCAUCGUUUCUGUCUCCGAUUGAUCUGGUGCUCCUACCUUUUAGAUCUCUCCCUGAAGCAUUAAAUCUUGAGAAUGGAUGAUAAUGGUGAAAAAGAGGAAAAUAUCCCACGUGGGAAUGAAUGGGAAGUUGUGUCCCUAACUGCAUCUGCAUAUGCUGCCGCUCCUGGUCCAAAAGAAGUUGAAACAAAGGAUGAUAACAAGGGUGAUUCAUAUGAAGUAGGGGAAGCAGAAACUUCUCAUGCUUUAUUCAUGUCUGGUCACUUUGUCUUCCCCCCUAGCGAGCAUGAGAAUUUGCCGUUGGAACCCGAGAAUAGUAGUGAACGUGUAGGCAAGGACGUGGUCCAUGAAUUAGGUAUUGUAGAAGAAGGUGGUAGAUCUAGGACAAAGGAAGAAGAAGAAGAUUGGUCUUUGAGAGGGUUGAAUGUGCAUGAAGAAUUUUCAGGUAUGCAAUUUUUUGAUAAAAAACAUGGUACAGAGUUUGAUGAAGGAACAACACUGCAAGGACUGGAUUUGAUUGACAAGGACCAGAGUUUGUAUAGUGCUGCGACAUUUGGUUCUUUCCAUAGCGAGGAAGCACUUGGUGGAACAACCACCUUUGGUGAGGAUGCCACUGUUUCUGAACUUAUUGAAGCUUCUGAGCAAGGCUUAGGUUUUCCUUCAGAUAUCCCUCAAUCCCCAAAGCCUCAAGAUGAUAAAUGUGAUGCCUCUGACCUCCCAUGCGAAGCUUGGUGGAAGAGAAGAGCAGUUUCAUUGUAUGUUCAUGCAAAAGAGACAAAUGCAUUUUGGUCCGUUUUCAUUGCUGCAGCUGUGAUGGGCCUUGUGAUUCUUGGGCAGCGUUGGCAACAAGAGAGGUGGCAGGCAUUGCAGCUUAAGUGGCAGCUCAGCAUCAACAAUGAGAAGACUGGUAGGGUGCUCGAUUCCAUAUAUCGUCUUAAAGAAGUCAUCGUUGGUGGCCACCGUCGAGGUUCUUUUGUGAGGGGCACCUUCCCUAGCGACAGCUAAAACUUGUGAUGAUGAUGAUAAAAAAAAGCAUAGUAAGAGAGAAGUGAGAUGGAGAUUGUUUGGGUGUUAAUGUGUUGGUUUGAUGUUUGAUUAACUUAUUUGUCUUAAUCUCUCAUGAUAAGCUACAUAGCUGCUGCAUGUUGAAAGAGUAUGCAAUUUAUGUUUAUAUUGUUACCAUUGUCUGCGAUUAGAAAA
Gossypium arboreum is the source of this 1328-nucleotide messenger RNA. Its product is annotated as ATG8-interacting protein 1. Lineage: Eukaryota; Viridiplantae; Streptophyta; Magnoliopsida; Malvales; Malvaceae. Bases 204 to 1133 code for a protein of 309 amino acids. The record is from RefSeq and is a predicted model, not a curated record. Gene Ontology annotation, cellular component: intracellular membrane-bounded organelle. The transcript is spliced from 3 exons.